Messenger RNA from Cylicocyclus nassatus, 1313 nucleotides. The record is from the annotation of a GenBank genome assembly. Lineage: Eukaryota; Metazoa; Nematoda; Chromadorea; Rhabditida; Strongylidae.
GUUAAAAAAUAUCGUACUCUACAUUUCGAGUUGGCUGCACAAAGAAGAUUGCUGAUAAUAUAAUGAUAAUCGGCUUUUAAAUAGAUGUUUUGUACAGGCUGAAGUUUCGCUUGUCUCUCCAUGUGGAUUUUCGGCUAUGGAUCUUUGCUUUGGAAUCCCAAUUUUCCCUAUGUUCAGAAAAUUCCUGGUGUCGUCGAGGGAUAUGCUCGUCGAUUCUGGCAGCUGAGUCCAGAUCAUCGCGGGACCCCUGAAAUGCCUGGUCGCACGGUCACUCUGGUACCGGAUGAGAAGUCGUACUGCUGGGGCUUAGCUUUCCAAGUGGCAAAGGAGCAUGUGGUGGCUACUAGAGAAUAUCUAGACGUUCGUGAGAAAGCCGGUUACUCGCUCAAGAAGAUGCUGUUUAGACCAGAUGAUGGAAGCAUUGAGCCAUUCGAGGUUGAGGCGUACAUGUCAUACGGUAAUGGCGAGCACCAUGCUGGACCAACUGAAUUGGAGAACAUUUGCCAAACGAUAGUUCAUAGCAAAGGACCAUCUGGUUCAAACAUAGAAUAUGCUCUGCUUCUUGCCGACAUACUACAUAAGCAGGCUCCUCAUGCUCCCGAUCAACACGUGUUUGAUGUGGAACGGAGAGUUCUUGAGUUAUGCAGUGCCACAGGCUUAGGAAAUGACAUACUUUCAAAAAUGGGAUACGAUAACCAAGGCAGCAAAAACGGGAGAUGACGACGUUUAUGCGCAUUGAGAUGUCGUCGUCAUAAGCCAGGUCAUUGUUAUUCUUCUCUUUUUCUACCUGUUGAUGCUUCCCGGAGUCAGCCGGAGGGGUGGCGCUGCUCAAACAGCGAUCGUCUGCGGGGAGCGGUCGCAUGAAUCACGCGCCCUCCGUCUCUUCGCUGUCGAUCGAUACUAUUUCUGCGACGGCAGGAUGUUGACGUUUAUGCUUUCCUUAUCUGAAUGUUUAUCAGAAUUUCCUUCGUUAUGCAUUUAAAUGAGCAUCCAUAGUUCUUUUUACCUAGUUUUCUUUUGGUAAUCCUAAAUUAAUCCAGACUUUCCAGUACGGCAUUAGUUCUCCCCUCUUCAAAAGUCUAACACUCUCUCAUUCAGUCACUUAUCAUCGCCAAAUUGCAACUAUUAUUUGAUAUGUUUGCUUAACUUGUAUGUAUCUUAUUCCAAUCAUUUAUUCACUUUUUUUAAAGUCUGAUUUAUGUGAUCAACGUAAGAUAUUGAUUCAGACAAAUUUUGGCCCUGCUCAUCUUCCACCACACUUUUCAUAGUUUGUUCUGCUACAUUGCAUUAAUGCAUUACGCAUUAAGUCAGCU